AUGUCUUCAGCGCAGCCUCUUAAGGUUCCAGCAACUCCAUCCAAAUCCAAUGAAAUGGAUAAAGAUAAAACACCUGCUGCUAACAAAAAGCAGAUGCCUUCUAAAUUAGGCACCAUUGCCCCCAACGAUAUCUCCAGCCCUCAUGAGUUGACAGCGUUUGUAGAAACACUUUUAGAGCAACUGGAUUCUAAGUUUGAUGAUAUGUCAACUCAGAUCCUAGACAGAAUGAACCAAAUGUCUACACGUGUAGAUGCUUUGGAAGCAUCGAUACAAGAUAUCAUUAAUGGAGAUGUUAAUGUGCCUCAAUCUCCUGCACCGGGUGCGAUUAGGAGAACCGACAGUGGUCUACAAUAA
Molecule: messenger RNA, 354 nt
Organism: Psilocybe cubensis
Lineage: Eukaryota; Fungi; Basidiomycota; Agaricomycetes; Agaricales; Agrocybaceae
Exons: 3
Coding region: 1-354 (117 amino acids)
Biological process (GO): cellular heat acclimation
Cellular component (GO): cytosol; nucleus
Molecular function (GO): transcription corepressor activity
Source: RefSeq, a predicted model, not a curated record